CGGAGCUUCCCCCUCUGUAUCUGUCCAGAAUUUUAGCAGUCGCGCGUGGAAAGAAAUCUACAGGAUCGUACUUCACGUUUUCGCGAAUGUGCAGCUAUACAAAAAUCGAGCUCUAUGUUUUAAUGUCUCUCGAUAAUAUUUUUAUUUUAGUUUUAGCCGAAAACGGAAUGCCGUCGUCUUGCGUGUAACUGUCACCAGCAUGGACGUGGCUCCUGGAUAAAAGAAAGAAAGCAAAAGUCAUGUCUGUGGCUACUCUUUUAUGUCUGCUGGUUGGGACAUUGUUGUCCCAGCAAGUCAUCUCGGACUUCUCUGUCCACACGACCCGGACAGGUAUGGAAGUAGACGGAGGGUACGUGAAUGCCUCACUGGCCGUUGUGUCUCGGAUAAACAACGAAGACGAGUGCGAUCAUGUGAUGAAUGUCAGCGCUGCGGACCGCUGCGCAUUCGUCAAGAACACGCCAGACUGCAGCUUGGAAGAUGGCUUCAUCAACUAUCUUCAAGUGGCCUUCUGUCUGCUUCCCCCUGACCUCACACCUCUCACAGUCAUUCUCUGUAUUACAUGGUUGUUCUUUUUGUUCAUCAUACUUGGCCUCAUCGCAUCUAAAUUUUUUUGUCCCAACCUGUCAGCCAUCUCCACAAGUCUGCACCUCACUCACAACGUCGCUGGUGUGACCUUCCUGGCACUUGGUAAUGGAGCUCCAGACAUCUUCAGUGCCAUCGCGGCAUUCUCCCGCCCUCACACCGCUGGGCUGGCGGUCGGAGCGUUAUUUGGCGCCGGUGUAUUUGUCACCACGAUUGUUGCCGGCAGCGUGGCGCUGGUCAAACCUUUCGCCGUACCCUCACGUCCUUUCUUGCGUGACGUCAUCUUCUACAUGGUGGCAGUCUUCUGGACUUACCUCAUCCUCUACAGAGGAACUACCACGCUGGCAGAAACACUGGGCUACUUGGGCCUCUAUGUGGCGUAUGUAUUGACAGUAGUCAUCAGUGCCUACAUCUAUAGCAGACAAAAGCAUUUGCGCGGCGCGACGGUCGAGACUGGUCCACAUAUUCAAGCGGGGCUCGAAUCGUCGGACUUGUAUGAUAAUGACGUUCCCUGUCUGCUCGCUGAGACAGACCAACAAGAAUAUGAGUCGGAGUACAGGCCUCUCCUGCAAUACCCCGAGUCCACCAGCCGGAUCUUGCUGAGCUCUCUCAACCCGGUGGACAGCAGGAAGUGGAGGAGGAAAAAAUGGAAGUGGAGAGUCCUCAAAGUUUUGAAGACCCCUGUGGAGGUCAUGCUGCUGCUGUGCAUCCCCGUCGUAGAUCUUGAUAAAGAAGACAGGAACUGGAGACGACCUCUCAACUGUCUUCAUCUGGUCACUGCCCCGCUCAUGUGUGUCCUCGCUUUCCAGUCUGGAAUUUUUGGAGAUUACAUGAUUGAGGGCCAGUUUCCUCUGUGGCUGCUGACUCUUCUCCUGGGGCUCUUUCUAUGUGCUAUCGUGUUCUGCAGCACCACUAACGAAUGCCCCCCAAGAUAUCACCCGAUCUUUGCACUUUUGGGCUUCGUGGUGAGCGCAGUGUUGAUCAGCGCGGCGGCGUCCGAAGUGGUCAGUAUUCUGCACAUGCUUGGCGUGGUGCUCAGUCUCAGUAACACUGUGCUGGGCUUGACUCUUCUGGCCUGGGGCAACAGCAUUGGAGACUGUUUCUCAGACAUCACCCUCGCACGACAGGGUUACCCCAGAAUGGCCAUAUCUGCCUGCUUCGGGGGCAUCAUUUUCAACAUGUUGUUUGGAGUGGGUUUGGGCUGUCUGGUGCAGAGGAUCAAAACGCACUCUGAAGUGCAGCUGGAACCAGAGGGACUGCUGACAUGGAUCUUGGCAGCGUCUCUGGGCUUGUCUUUGGUUCUGUCUUUUGUCAUCGUUCCAAUGAGCCGCUUCCACUUGGGUUGGCCCUACGGCAUUUUCCUGCUCAUCUUCUACGCCGUUUUCCUCAUCGUUGCUUUACUCACAGAGUUUGGCAUCAUCUACGUAGCAUAGACUGUCGAGGGCAGCCUUGCAUGAGGGAUGGGGAAUUGAUAUACUGGAACCACUUGAGCACUCUUUUUAUAGCCUACUUGACUGCUACUUUUACAUUACCUUGAUCGCUGUAUUGAAGUCAUGGAGCCAUGCAGAUUUUACUCCAGAAGGCCAUAGCAUCAAUUUGCCAACAUUUUUAAUAUUCUUUUUUUUUUAAAUCUUGUGUCUGACACCACUAUGACAAUGUGGGUUUUCAAAAAGACAACACGGGUAAAAUCAAUUCAGCAUUUCAUUUCAUCAUGUUCUCCAAAAUCUGCUCUUUUUAACUCUAUACAAUAACUGAAUGUACUGUACAUGACAAUCAAGUUGAUUUGGAGGUUAUUACAUAUGGGAACUACAUUGUGCCUUUCAUAUAUUGUGAUACCAUUUUUGUCACUUUUUAUUUCAACUCUGCAAAUACACUGCCACCAGCUCAAAAAUGA
Molecule: messenger RNA, 2476 nt
Organism: Hippocampus comes (tiger tail seahorse)
Lineage: Eukaryota; Metazoa; Chordata; Actinopteri; Syngnathiformes; Syngnathidae
Gene: slc8b1
Product: solute carrier family 8 member B1
Exons: 15
Coding region: 240-2015 (591 amino acids)
Biological process (GO): intracellular calcium ion homeostasis; calcium export from the mitochondrion
Cellular component (GO): membrane
Molecular function (GO): calcium:sodium antiporter activity
Source: RefSeq, a predicted model, not a curated record